Molecule: messenger RNA, 1864 nt
Organism: Cyprinus carpio (common carp)
Lineage: Eukaryota; Metazoa; Chordata; Actinopteri; Cypriniformes; Cyprinidae
Biological process (GO): calcium-dependent cell-cell adhesion; multicellular organism development; cell morphogenesis
Cellular component (GO): adherens junction; plasma membrane; catenin complex
Molecular function (GO): calcium ion binding; cadherin binding
Source: RefSeq, a predicted model, not a curated record
AGCAACAGUCAGCUAGCUUCACAUUAACUUCACAGCAAACCUAAUGCAAGAUAAAACCAAGAUCCCGAAUCUGAGUGAACAAUCCCUCUCGCUGUUUAAAAUGAAGACUAUUGUGAUUGUUUUCCUUGUUGUGAGUGUCUGUAUUCAGUGUGCAACCCCAUCAAAAUUACACAUACGCAAAAAGCGAGCCUGGAUUGUGGAUUCACUGUCCAUGGAAGAGGAGCACACUGGUCCUUUCCCAUAUAAACUGGGAGAUUUAAAUAUUGAGAAGAAAGUUAUCGAAGAGUACUCCAUUCAUGGACAGGGCAUCGACAAAGACCCCAAAGGAAUUCUCUCUGUGAACAGAAACGGAUCAGUUUACGCUCAUGGAAAAGUUGACUUUGAGGAGUACCGGAAACUGAGAAUCACACUUUCUAAAAAACACACAAUAGUUGCUGUGGAUAUUGAUAUCAUGGAUGUUAACGACCACGCUCCUGUUUUUAAUCGGGACGUGUAUGAAAUCACAGUAGAUGAAUCAACGCCACAAGGUAAGCCUCUGGUCACAGUGCUGGCAACCGACAAUGACCAGCCUGGCACAGCAAACGCUCAGUUCACGCUGAGAAUCGCCUCAGUGUCUCCCUCUACCUCCACAGCUCAGUUCUUCAUUCAGCAAAGAAAAGGAGAACGGACAGGAACCAUAUCUUUAAAGGGAUUCCUUGAUUAUGAGCAGACCCAAAAAUACACGAUUCUGGUUGAAGCAAAGGAUCAUGGGGAGAAGAUGCAGCUCUCCAGCACAAGCACAGUGAUACUGAAUCUCAUCGGCAAACACAAGCACCAAGCACAACUCGCUGAGAGAACAUUUGUUCAGAAAGAUGCUGGUGACUCCUCAGUAUUCAAGAAGAUAAUGAAACAAGUGGGUGUAAUGGAGAGAAAGGAGACCGGACCGAUGCUGGACGCCAACAAACUGGCCAUGUGUCUGUCUGAGGAGACGGCUGACAUUACAGCUUUCAGUCCAGACCUGUACAGCCCACCGUUACACUUUGAGCUGAUUGGAGACGUCCAGGGGAAAUGGAGGCUUCAGUCUAACUAUGGUGCCUCUGUGAGACUGAUCAAAGAGAGCGCUGUACGUGCAGGAGAUCAUGAAGUCACGCUGAAGAUCUCUGACAGCCAGGGCCAGCAUUCAGUCCAGACACUCUCGCUUCAUGUGUGUGACUGCGAUGUGUCUGCAGACUGCACUGUGCUCAGAAACCCAGCAACAAAGCUGAACGUCACUGCCAUCGCUGCCAUAAUCAUCAGCAUCCUGGUGCUGCAGGGUGUCCUGCUGAUGGCGUGUCGGAUCAGAAUAAAGAAACCUACGAAGGGUCCCGUGCCUUUCGUGGAGGGACAAGACCAGUUUCUUUGUUCUGACGUCAAAGAAAUGCGUUGAACUUGGCUGCAUGCAGCUUUACUUCAGAUGAACUGCUGGAGCCGGAGCUGGAACUAAUGCUGUCAGACGUCAGUGUGUCACUGAAAGUGCGGUGGAAAUAUGAAGGACGUCAAACAGUGGAUCUGGUGAAUGCACUCUACGCCAGACUGCUUGCGUUUACACUGUGGAUUAAAAGGAAGGGCUGCUUUGGUUGUUUCAAAUGUACGAUCCUACAGUUUGAAUGACUUUAGGAAUAGACUGAUGAUUAAUUCUGCUUAUGCAAAUGUGAAAUCAUGUGCUCAGACUGGGUAGGUGAUACUGUAACUUUAUUAUACUGUAAGUUAUUCUCACACUGAUAUAUUUAUAGUUUUUAUAUGAAGGGAUGUCUUUUUAUAAGUGAGAGAUGUGUAUGUUUUGUGAUGAUUGUUUUUUAUAUUUGUAAUUUAUUUAUUGUGGUCAAAUAAAAGGAAAUAAAAAGAA